CAGGGAAACAGAAAAAAUAUAUAAUGAUGUAGAAAGUGAUGCAAAAAAAAUUGUAAAAAUACGAGUUGAUGAAGAGAAUUUUCAGCCGCAGAAAGCGCAAUACGACAGUAAAAGCAUAACUAAACCAUCUAACGAAAGAAAAACAAUAUUCGGAAGUUUCGACAUGGAUAUUGAAUAUACUGACUCGGCAGUAUUCCAGAAGAUAACUGAAAAUGAGAUAUCUUGUUACUACGGUGUCGGCCAGAAAACACACAAUGCUAUAUACAUUAGUCAACUUGAUCCAUCGGACAAAUUACGCCCUAAAAUCGAUAUGGAAAACCAAAAGUUGUCUAGACAAACAAUAUACUGCGUAAAUGAUAUGGAACUUGAGAAUUAUGAAGGCGACACAAAUUUAGAAACAAAAAGAAGUUAUGGUGGCGUACAAAAUGAUAACCUGUUUCUAGAACCAGAUGACAUGGUUCUUGAAAAGUCCAUUAAUCGUUAUCACGUAAUAGAAGAACCUGGAACGAAGAAAACUCUUGAACGAGAAUUUGAAACAAGUACAACAACUUGUUUGAACGACUACACUAAAGGUCCACUCGAGAUAUGUGAACAAAACACUUGUAGUAACCUAAUUGACAAAGCAACGUCAUCAGAAAAUUAUAGCCGAAAUCAAAAGAAAACAAGAAGAACUCGGAUUUUAAACGAAAGUAUUGAUUUUGAGCCGUCCGAGAACGGCAGAUUAGUUGCAAAUAAAACAUUAGCAGAACGUUACACCAAAAAUAUAACUGAUACACGUAUCUUAGAUGAAAGCAUCAAUGUCAUCUUUCAUGAGAAAGAUGCAAAUGAAAAUGCUAAUUCUCGUACUAAAGGAGAUAAUAUGGUACAUAAUGACAUUAUGAAUGAAAUGAGCGCCAAUAAUGAAUUAGAUGUCUCAGCCCUAUCGCUCUCGGGAGUGCAUUCUGAAUUGACAAGAUUUGUCAAAAUCAGUCCAGCUAUUUUUGUGAUGUAA
Molecule: messenger RNA, 991 nt
Organism: Musca domestica (house fly)
Lineage: Eukaryota; Metazoa; Arthropoda; Insecta; Diptera; Muscidae
Exons: 3
Coding region: 164-991 (275 amino acids)
Source: RefSeq, a predicted model, not a curated record